This is a messenger RNA of Chinchilla lanigera (long-tailed chinchilla), 1303 nucleotides long. It is a transcript of the gene Gpsm3, whose product is annotated as G-protein signaling modulator 3. Gene Ontology annotation, biological process: regulation of inflammatory response. Bases 378 to 857 code for a protein of 159 amino acids. NCBI's taxonomy places the organism in Eukaryota, Metazoa, Chordata, Mammalia, Rodentia, Chinchillidae. The record is from RefSeq and is a predicted model, not a curated record. The transcript has 4 exons. Gene Ontology annotation, molecular function: protein binding; GTPase regulator activity.
CCUGUGUUGACAGAAAGCGCUGAAGGGGAGACAGGGGUGGAGGGAGCAGAGGCAGGGCUGGGGGGCCAGAGGCCUUUUCCACCAGGAGCCCCCUCCACUCCUGCAGCUGGAGUUCCUCCCAGUCUCUGUGCUCUCCUGGGGCAAAAAAGGUCAAACAAGCUGUUUGGGUGGGAAAAGAGAAUGGAGGAAGUUGACAGGGAUGGGCGGGGCUCUUGGGGGUGCUGACCAGGAACCGAGCUUCCUGCACAGUACCCAGACAUCCAGCCCCCAGCUCACCCCCACCCCUGCCAGGCCCCACUCCCCUCAGGAACCCGGGGCUCCGGCCCUCCUCCCAAAUCCCAGCCACCCCUCCCCCACCGGCUUCUCCCCACCAGGGGAUGGAGCCCGAGGGACCCCCGCAAGAGGACGGUGAGCAGGGACGCCCCCAGGGUGAGCAGGGCUGGCCCCCUCUGAACUCUACCACUCGGCCUUGGCGAUCCGCUCCUCCGUCCCCUCCUCCGCCAGGGACCCGCCGCACAGCCCUGGGGCCCCGCUCGGCCUCCCUGCUGUCCCUGCAGACGGAGCUCCUGCUGGACCUGGUGGCUGAGGCCCAGUCCCGUCGCCUCGAGGAGCAGAGGGCCGCCUUCCAGGCUCCCCAGAACACCCCCAGCCCAGCUCCAGCCCCGGCCCGGCCCCUCGAGGAGAAGGAACAGCUCUACAGCACCAUCCUCACCCACCAGUGCCAGCGGAUGGAAGCCCAGCGGUCAGAUCCGCCCCUACCCCCGGGGGGACAGGAGCUCCUGGAGUUGCUGCUGAGAGUUCAGGGCGGGGGGCGAAUGGAAGAGCAACGAUCCCGGCCCCCGACACACACCUGCUGAGACCCGAGCCCCCAGCCAGCCCCUCCUCCCUCCUGGGGGCAAAGCUGCGAGCCCGCUGCGCGCCCGCCCGCCCGCUUGGCAGGGGCACCAGAGACUGAGGACGCAGGAGAAAUCGCAGCCUUGCGGCCCUCUCGCAGCACAUUCCCCGCGAGCCCGAGGGGUGCAAGGGCAGGCGGGAAGCCACGGACGCCCUCCGCGAGUGUGCUGCAGCUCGAGGCAGCGGGGACGGCGCCAGGCCGGGUCUGUCCCGAGCUGUCAGGCGCGUGAGCGGGCGCUCAGGACCCCAAGGCCGGCAGCGCUCGCGGCCUCCGACCCGUGCGGCGGCCCCUCCCCAGCCCGAAGACGGGCCGGGCGCGGCGGAGAGUCGGCCCGAGGCCCCGCGCCCGCGUCCACGCCGCUCGGGCCGUCCCGUCCGGCUGCACGAAUAAAGGCCAUUCCCCCCUGGA